AUGUCUUACUGCAGAGACCUGUGCGUGCCAUGCACCCCCCCAUGUGAGCUGACCUGCCCUCCGCCCUGGGCGAACACCUGCAACGAGCUGUGUGUGACAUCCUGCGAGGACUCCAAAGCUGUCAUCUAUCCACCACCUGUUGUCCUGACUUUCCCGGGACCGAUUCUCGCCUCUUGCCCUCAGGAAAGCGUCGUAGGCAGCUGCGCACCAGUUAGUGUUCCAAACCCAUGUGGUCUUGAGACCAAUGGAUGCAGGAGCUCUGGAAAUGCUUCUGGCUUGAGGGGCUCCAUUCUUCUUGCAGGCUCAAAUGGGGGUGCAUGCAAUAACAACAGGCCUUGCAAUCCCCCAGUGGUAAGGGGAAAUGGAAAUGGUAACACAUCCUCUUACCGCCGGUAG
Molecule: messenger RNA, 396 nt
Organism: Leptosomus discolor (cuckoo roller)
Lineage: Eukaryota; Metazoa; Chordata; Aves; Leptosomiformes; Leptosomidae
Source: RefSeq, a predicted model, not a curated record